Molecule: messenger RNA, 11533 nt
Organism: Cavia porcellus (domestic guinea pig)
Lineage: Eukaryota; Metazoa; Chordata; Mammalia; Rodentia; Caviidae
Gene: Stil
Product: STIL centriolar assembly protein
Exons: 17
Coding region: 5476-9339 (1287 amino acids)
Biological process (GO): centrosome duplication; mitotic spindle organization; protein localization to centrosome
Cellular component (GO): centriole; centrosome
Source: RefSeq, a predicted model, not a curated record
AGUCCAGAGCCACCGUAGAUCCAGAGCAGGGCCGGAGGCUGGCAUGCGACAGCCGGCAGCGCCAGGGCCUUUGUCUCUGCUCGCUGGAUUUUACGUUUGAGGAGGUGACGGUCCUAACUAAUAGGCUUAAGCCAAGAAAAGGCCAGGAGCAUAUGAUUUGGUUAAGGUAGUCAUAAAGGCCUUUUCAAAGGCUUAAUGUCCAACAUGUAAGGCUAGAAAACAGCCAGAUCAGGAAAAGAUUGCGCGGAGUAACCACCAAGGGAGGAAAGCGUGGAAGGCCAGUGAGACCAGGGACGUGACAAGGGGGAGGAGGAGGAUGAAGAGCCCAGGAGUUGGGCUGAUGGCAGGUCAGUCAGUCUUUCUGGUUCUAGAAAGGCUGUAGAAAGGAUCAUAUUCUAACUGUAGUGGAAAGCACUUAAUUGUUAAGUCCAUUUUCCUGCCCCCUCUAUUAUGGUAGUAAAUUGUAAAGAAGAAAAAAAUCCAAGAACUGAGAGCUUUGGUGGACACAAACCUUUUAAUGUUGGAGAAAGGAAGAAGAACCUGAUUAGGAGCCAGAGGCCUUCAGGGGAAAAACAGGAAAGUGGCGCCCCACUAAAAGGAAGACAGAUUUGGAGUGGGGUUGUGGUGUAGUGCUGAACAACGUAUUAAAGACAGAUAAACGGCUUUGUCAACAAACUGACACUGAUCUUGGCCAAAGCAGAUCACAUAUUGUUUUAAUUUGAAAUUUAUUGAAAGAGGUGUGGAAAGGAGAUGAGUAAUGAAAACAAUAGAAUGAGUCAAGGCAAAUGUAUUAGGAAUAGGACAGGAGCCGUGCUGUACAACAUGGUAGCAAUUUUUCUCUCUCAAGCAGUGCUAUAACAGAAUUUGUAUCUGAAUUCCUAGGAAUGAUUUAAUAGUAAAGGAGAGUCAGCUUCUUGAAAAGAGAAAGCAGAUGUGUUUUAAAGCAUAUAUGGAGGGGCUUAGACAACCACAAAUGUCUUUUUUUUUGGCUAGUCUUAAACUCACCAUGUAGCCCAGGCUGGCCUUGAACUUGGAGCAAUCCUUUUGCCUCAGCCUCCCAAAUCCUGAAAUUACAGGCAUGGCUUUACAGAAAGAUUUUAAAGAGGAAAAUGUUUAUUUGUAAUAGCCGCAGGAAGAUUUGAAGGUUGUUGAAAGUAGGAAGAUAAUGACAAGAGCCCUAUCUCAUAAAUUUAUUUUCUCAGUAAAAAGGCAGCAUCAAAUGAGGAUAAGAAGAGAAGGAACAUGAUUAUUGAAGAAAGAAGGUAUGAAAUUGAUUACUUCUGAGCAGAAAGUUCACUUUCUCAAGAAAGUUAAUCAUAAAACUUCCAGUUAAUGUUAAGAGCCCACAUGAGAUUAUAUAUUUAAGAUAACUGAAUUUAGCCAGGCAUCAUGGCUUAUUCUUGGAUUUCCAACACUCUUAGAGUGAGGCAAAAGGAUUGUAACUUCAAGCCCAGCCUGAGCAACUUGGCAACUUAGGCGAACAUCAAACAAGCAACUUGGCAACUCAAUAGGUGAACAUCAAACAAGCAAACAGCAAUAGAAUAAAAUAAUUGAAGAUGUUUGCCUAUUCAGAUGCAGAGAGAGAAGGUAGGUUUGGUUCAUUAACAUGGGUUUUUCUGGCAAGUACAACAGAGAGAGGGCCAAGACAGUUGAGGGUAUUUGCAAGAGAAUUUUGUUUUGUUUUUUGAGAUAAGAUCUCACUGUAUCGCAGGCUGGUCUAGAAUUCUCAAUCCUGUUUGUAAUACCAGCUUCCUUUGUGCUGGUAUUACAGGUGCAGUUCACUCUGCCCAUUAAGAAUGUUUAUGAUGAUAUGUAUGGAAUCAAAAUUACAGGAAAGCAAGACAUGACAUAUGUGGCUGAUGACAGGAAUGGCAGAGAAAAGGACCCAGGUGUGACUGGAGCAUGGUUGCAGUAGGGUAUUGAGCAAGUGCCUGGCAGUAUAGAUGCUAGUGGGCUAAAUGUGAGCUAUUUAAAAUUGAAAUUUCAGAGGUCGUGAGUUACGAUGCCCAGGUUCAGGAUAAGCCCAGGUGCGGUGAGACUGUAAGAAUGGAAGAUGAAGAAUGUAUGCCUGGUUAGACUGAGGGGCUAGGAUGUUAAGUGUAUCCUCCAAGUAGAAGUUAAGUCACAUAUUAUUGCAGGGAAGAGGGACUCUGAGAUUGGGACUAAGUUGUUAAGAGCAGAGUGACUAGGAGGUUAGUAAAUGAUAGCAAACAGGAGAAGACAGCAGUCUAGGCUUGUAUCUGUUCUCUCUCUCUCCUUUAAUGACUAUUCCUUUCCUCUUCCUUCACACUGCAUUGCCUGGCCUCCUUUUCAUCUCUGUGCUCUUCUUCCUAGUCUGUUUUUUUUUCUUCUUCUUCUUCUUCUUCUUCUUCUUCCUCUUCCUUCUCAUCUUUCUCCUCCUUUCCCUCUCCUCCUCCUCCUCCACCUUUCUUCCUCCAUUUCUAUUCCCAUUUGUAAUAUCCUCUUCCCCAUCUACUUCUCUUUUUCUGUCUUCCUUUCCCUUUUAAUUCUGCUUAUCUUUUUGCUGUUUCUUUCAGUUCUUAACCUCCUUCUUUUCCAUAAUACCUCCUUGUUUCCAAGCAUGGAAGGAAGAAUGGGAUAUUGCAGAUUAUCACAGCUGAAGAAGUUUUAUUAAUAAUUUACUAUUAAUAAUCCUUUAGUCCUUUAUUUGUUGAGCCUUAUCAUAGCUAUAGUCUCACUGAGGUAGUGAUGUAGUUAUUGUUAGGUAAACUUUUUUUUUUAAGACAAGGUUUUGCUGUGUCAUUCAGGCUGGCCUUGGACUCAAAGUAGUUCUCCUGCCUCAGCCUCCCAAGUGCUGGAAUUACAGGCAUGUGCCACCACAUUCAACAGUAACCUCAUUUUGCUGAUGAAACCUAAAGCCAAAAGUUGUCCAAGGACAUAAAGCUAGUAAGAAAAGGACCUAGAAUUCAGAUCUAAGUCCAUGUCUCAUAUUUGCCGUAGAGCUAGGUAUCUCCUCAUGUAAACAGCAGAGCACACUGGAUUAAAAAGAAUACCGUGUACAGUAUGAACUCUUCAUGUUACCAAUAAAAACAAAGAGAUUACCUUGCUCAAGAUAUUGCCACACUUUAGUACACAUAUCAAGGCUAAGCGGAGGAGAUAAAUGUUCAGGAAGCUUCUAACCAAGAAUAGGAAGACCUACAUUUAAGUCUGUAUUGAUACUGAUAAUUUACAUUGACUGUAGGAAAUAUCUAUGAAUCUUUGAACUUGUGUUGUUUCUAUUUUUUUCCUGUUUAAUCUUGGAAAUAGGGAGAUAGGUAAAAUAAAGUCUGUAGUAUAAGGGGCCUACUAUGUUUACAUUUUUUAUUAGAAAAGGGAUAGCCAGUUGCUCCUGAGCCUUAUGAAGUUACAUCACCGGUACUUAGCCCAGAGAUUUGCCAACUUUUUAUGUAAAGAAUCAAUAUUUCAGAUUGUGUGAUGCACACUGUUGCUGUGGUAGCUACUUCAACUUUGCCAUUGGAAACCCUGCUGCAGACAGUAUAUUAAAUAAAGAUGGUUAUGUUUCAAUAAAUUUUUAAUCUGACACUACAAUUUUUAAUUUCAUGUAAUUUGCACCUGUCCUAAAAUAGUAUUUUUAAAAAUCCACUUAAAAAUGUGAAAAAAGUAUAACUCAUAUAUAUGAUACAGCUCAGCUGUACAGUGCUUGCCUGGCAAGCACAAAGUUGUAAGUUCAAUUCCUGGCACCAAGAUAACUUUUUAAAAAAUAAUAAAGACAUGAAAGGCUGGGCAUGGUGGUGCACACCUGUAAUCCCUGCACUCUCGAGGCAGAAUCAGAGUCAGGAAGACUGCCUUGAGUUCAGGUACAUCCUGGGCUAUGUAGAAAGUUCAAGGCCAGUCUGAAUGUCAUAGUAAGACCCUAUCUCAACAAAAAUGUGAAAACACUUCAUAGCUGGCAGGCUAUAGUUUGCUGCUCAUUUCUAAACUAGCAAAAUCCAAGAGCAACGCAAGACUUUAAACCCUUCAGCUGCUGGAGAAAAGAGCUAGAACAUAUAUAACUGAGAACAAGGGCAACAGUUGUAUAAGAAAGGGGUGGCAGGAGUGUAAAAAAGGUCACAUGAAAGCAAAUGUGUCUUCCUUUAUGCAUAUUCUUUUAUGUGACUUUUAUAUAUUUCCUCUAGCAAUUGGAGCUGAGAGAUCUUAUGGAUUUGGAAUCUGUAGGAAAGGGUCUAGGAAGCUAUUGGCAUGCAAUUUGGAAAGUCUUAGGCCAGAGGCAAAGACAGUUUUUGUUGCUUCCAUGAUACACAGCCAGGACUAACGUGCUACUUAUGCGUUUAGACCCAAAACUUCUUUGUCUAAGUACAUAACAGCAAAAUACAGUGAUUUUUCUGGUUUCCCCACAUAACUCUGACCAUAAUAAGUUACUACUUCAUGUUUUGUACCUUGCUGAUCUCCUGCUAAGCAACUAAGGAAAAUAUCAGUGUAGAGAGAUCAAAAAUAUGGAAACUCAGAUACUCAUCUUUGCUAAGGGUUUCCCAGGGAGUCAUGUCCAGGAAGGAUGAGAAUGAGCACUGGAAGGCUGAGGAAAAGAAUACUUUAUUUCUAGUUGGCUCUUUGAUCCUGUUAUGGUUAUCUUGUGUUUUGUGACAAACUAUCCCUCUCAAUUUAAUAGGUUCCAACAACAUGAAACAUUUAUUUUGUUGAUGACCUACAGUUUGGGCUGGGCCCCGUGGGGACAGCUCAUUUUUUCCCCAGAUUGCAUCAACUAGGUCCUGGAGGAUCUAUUUCCAAGAUGCUCAUUCACACGACUGGCAAUUUUGUGCUGCUCAGCCAGAACCACGGAUACAUCACAGGCAGUUUGGUUUCUUCUUAAUGUGUGGUGGCUAGGUUCUAAAAAUAAACAAAAGGUGAGGAAUGGAAAUUCUCCAUUUUUAAAACCUGGGCCCACAAGCUGCAGCAGCAAUAUUUCUGUCAUUUUUCAUUCAACCAGGUAUAGAACCCGGACUCAGAGAAGGUACAUAGGCCCUACUUCUUAGAGUAGUAUCUACAGUCAAUUUGGUUUGGUUUGGUUUUUUGAGACAGGGUCAUGUUGGCCUUGAACUCACUAUUUAGCUGAGGCUGCCCUCAAACUCAUGGAGAUCCUCCUGCCUCAGCCUACUAACUGCUGGAACUACAGGCGUGUACCACCACACUUGGAUGCUGCCAUAUUUUAAAGCUAGUACAAGUUCCAGAACCCUUGAGUGGAACCUUAGCAUUAGUAAGCUGGGCUGAGUCACAUGGAGCUUAGAGAACUCUGCUGCUUAGAGAACUCUCAUCUGAUACAAAAAGACUUUGACCUUUCUUCCCUCAACUACCUCCCAGCCAGAUACAGAAGAACACCGAAGAAGGGAAAUAAACCAGAGGUCAAAAUCCCCAAGCAGCUUUCCUUUUCUCCUGUAAUACUGGACUUUCAAUCCAGGGUGUGUUGUGAGUGGUAGGGUACUAAGGGUUUGAAAUUCAGUAAGUCACUCACCAAAUAUCAUGGAAUCUGUAUAUCCUCUUACAAGGCACCAGAUGAAUACCAGGUUUUCUUCAAGAAAAAUGGUACCUUUCCACUUUCCUCCAUCAAAGUGUGCACUUUGGAACCCAGUACCAAUUGGAGAUCUUAUCUACUUACAUCUCAGUUACUUCAGAAAUCCAAAGCUUGUGGUGACUGAAAAGACCAUUCGACUUGCUUACCGUCAUGCUAAGCAAAGUAAAAAGAAUGUGCCAUGCUUCUUGCUUGGUUCUCUCACAGUGGAUGAUGAUGAAGAAGGUGUAACAUUGACAAUAGAUCGGUUUGAUCCUGGUCGAGAAAUACCUGGAUGCUUAGAAAGAACUCCUACUGCUUCUCUUCCUGGGGACUUUUUGAUCCCUUGCAAAGUUCAUACUCAGGGAGUUUGUUCAAGUGAAAUAACAGCUGAUGAUGUAGAUGACUUCAAUGCAGCUUUUAAAGCUUUGCAGCAGCAUGUAUGUAGCAAAGAUUCCUUGGAUUGUGGUAAACUGCUUUCUGUACGAGUGCAUAUCACUUCCAGGGAGAGUUUGGACAGUGUGGAUUUUGACUUGUAUUGGGAAGCAGUAACGCUAGCAAAUAACUUCAAAUGUGCACCUGUGAAGCCCAUUCCCAUUAUUCCAACAGCUCUGGCAAGAAAUCUGAGCAGUAAUCUGAAUAUUUCUCAAGUUCAAGGUACCUAUAAAUAUGGCUAUCUUACCAUGGAUGAGACACGCAAAUUAUUACUUUUGCUGGAAUCUGAUCCCAAGGUUUGUUCUCUACCACUAGUGGGAAUUUGGCUAUCUGGAAUUCUGCAUAUCUAUAGUCCUCAGGUAUGGGCUUGCUGCUUGCGAUAUAUGUUCAGUUCUUCUCUUCAAGAAAGAGUUUUUUCAGAAUCUGGAAAUUUCAUCAUAGUUCUCUAUUCUUUGACACAUAAGGAACCUGAGUUUUAUGAAUGCCUCCCUUGUGACGGCAGGAUAGCUGAUCUUCAUUUUCGCUUACUAACCAGCAAGGAAACAUUGCAUCUUUUCAAUAAUGUUGAACCUUCUGACAAAAAACCAAUCCAUUUUGAACUAAGUUCUGAAAGCCAAGAUGUAGAAACUGAGUUUUUCAGCAAAAUUUCCAAGAGUCUUCCAGUUAAGAGGUUUUCCCAAAAGUUAACUCCUAGGAAAGUACCAAUAAGUGAUCAGGACUCUGGUGUUGAAGAUGAAGAUUCUUCUCCAAGACCGAUUCCUAGUCCUCAUCCAGUGAGUCAGAAGAUUUCUAAGAUCCAACCAUCAGUUCCUGAACUUUCACUUGUAUUCGAUGGCAAUUUCAAAGAAUCAAAUCAUCAGUCUAACACAUUGGCUUUGGUGAAUCCUGAACAUCCUCCUUUGCUGAUCAACCAUUCUGAGCACUUCAAGCCCCUUCAGCCUGAGCUUCCUGACAAGAAACACAGCCCAGAAGCGGAAGCUGGAAAGCCUUCUGUGGAAAUACCAAAUCAGUUAACUCAGAGUACUGCUUCUUUGAAGAACAGUAAAGUAAAACAGCCAUCUAUCUGUAAGAAAGGGAACUCCCAUCUUGGGAACGACAUUGUUAAACCAUCUCCUCUUAAUGUGCUACUUCCUGAUGUUUCUGAGAAUAUUCAAGAAGUCGUUACUGGAAAUGUACAAACAGAAGAGUAUCCUGAAAGACCGUCCACAUUUAAUUCUAGGCAGUGUUCUUUUACUUCACAGUCCCACCCACACAAUUUUGUCUUUUCACCCCAUCAUCCAAGAAGACCAGGGGAACUGCAGAUACCUCCUCCACCACUACCAUCUUAUUGUUCCACAAAUGUUUGUAACUGUUGUCAGCAUUAUGGUCAUAUUCAAUAUAGUCCAAUAAAUUCUUGGGAUGGAAUAAAUACAAUAGGUUCCAUUCAUAAUCUCCAGUCUGAAGCACUUCAAAAGCAUUCAUUAUUCCACCCAAGUGGAUGUCCAGCUCUGUGCCAUAACGCAUUCUAUUCGAGUAGUCCUGCAGCCUUGAGAUCUCAGGGAGGCAUGGACAAUUGUUCUUCCCACAACAGUACAGAACCGUCACCUGUGGCAAGGCCUUCACAUCUGAACUCAUGUAACCCACAGCCUUGUGCGCUAUGCACACACACACCCAAGACUGGGUCAGAUAAUGGAAUGAUGGGAUUGUCUCCAGAUGCAUAUCGAUUUGUCACAGAGCAAGACAGACAGCUGAGACUACUUCAGGCACAGAUUCAGCGUUUAUUGGAAGCCCAGUCUCUGAAGCCUGGUUCCCCAAAGAAAACCACUGUUGAAGAUUCGAUGCAAGCCACAAGACAAAUGGAGCUGUUUUCCAUGGAAGCACAGUCUACCCCUGGCUUGCACAUGAGAAAAAGUGUAAGCAUUGCUGUAAGCACAGGUGCUAGCUUGUUUUGGAAUGCUGCAGGUGAUGAUCAGGAGCCUAAUUCUCAGCUGAAACAAGAUGAAACCAAGAUUUCCAGUGAAGACAUGAAUUUUUCUAUUGACAUUAACAAUGAAGUCACAAGUCCUCCAGGUAGUGCCUCUUCACUAAAAGCAGUUGAUAUUCCCAGUUUUGAAGAUAGCAACGUUGCUGUGGAAGAAGAAUUUAAUCAGCCACUUUCUGAAUCCAACAGCUCUUCGGAUGGGAGAAAAGAACCCAAUACACCUGUGUUCUUUCCAAGCACUGUGCUGGCAGAGAGCGUGAGCAUGUGCUUACAGCCUGGGCCAUCAGAGGGCGCCAGCAGCGACACUGAGCCAUCAGGAGAACCAAAGCUUGAGCACUUAAUACAGUCCUCACCUCCUCAACCACCAGACAGCCAGAAACUUUACCAGGAUUUACUGGGUCAAGUGAACCAGCUAUUAAGUAACUCUUUGAAGGAAACUGAACAACCAUCUACCAAAGCAGUAGUUAUCAGCCAUGAAUGUACCAGAACCCAAAAUGCUUACCAUACAAAGAAAAAAAACUCAAAUCCUGGACUGGUGGAGAAAGAUUGUGUUCUUAAUGCAACACUUAAGCAACUAAGAAGCCUGGGAGUGAAAAUUGAUUCUCCUACCAAAGUGAAGAAAAAUGCCCAUAAAGUAGAUCAUGCCAGUGUGUUGGCAUGCAUCAGCCCAGAAGCUGUGAUCUCUGGAUUAAACUACAUGUCAUUUGCAAAUGUUGGUAUGAGUGGUUUAAGCCCUACUGGUGUGGAUUUGAGCAUGGAGGCAAAUGCUAUAGCUCUGAAAUAUUUAAAUGAAAAUCAGCUGUCACAACUCUCUCUCACUCGAUCAAACCAAAAUAACAGUGACUCAUCUUUUAGCCUUCUGCAUAUUAAUACAGACAGAAGCACAAUGGGGCUUAACUUGAUUUCACCAAGCAACAUGUCAUUUGCAACUAAAAAAUACAUGCAGAGAUACGGACUCAUACAAAGCAGUGACAACAGUGAGGAUGAAGAGGAGGCUCCUAACCAUACAGAUAAAGACAGCAAGUGUGACCAUUUGUUGAAUCAAAACUCUGCACCUGUAUCUGCACAACUUGGUUGUCAGAAAGAGCCUUCUAGGAAUACCUGUGAAAUAAGUAAUGGUUAUAAGCGUGAAUCCGUGAACACACACUCAGAGAUGCCAGCAUUGAGAAAUAUUACAAACAAAGUUGUGCAGUCAAAAGCAACACAGGGGUUGAAUGAAAAUCCAACUUUAUUAAAGAACCUUAAACCAAGUCCUGCAGUGAACCUCCGAACUGGAAAAGCAGAGUUUACUCAACAUCCUGAGAAAGAAAAUGAAAGGGACAAUCCAGUCUUUCCUGAAGGUUUACAGCCUUCUGAAACAUUAAAGCAAAUGAAUAGUAUGGACUCAGUAGGCCCCUUUUUAGAUGUAAAGCGUCUCAGACAGUUGCCCAAAUUAUUUUAAGCCUUAAAUUCCUCCUUUCUGAUAUAGGUCUGGUUGUAUCCUGAAGGUACUUAAAGAACCUGGAGCCUUUUUGGGAGUCAGUCUGCUUGUUUGUAUCAGGUUUAGUUAAGAGUAUCAGGUAGUUACAAAGAGCUACAAUAGUGUCUUGUCUGCAAGCUGGUGGGCUAGUGAGAAAGCCACCUUAUUCAACCAGAUUUUCAGUAUCACUGAACCUUAAGAAAAAAGGAAGAUUAGUUCUUUCAACAAAUUUAGGUAAAGACACUGAUCAAACUAACUACGAACUGCUGUUUUAGUCUACGUAUUUCACAAAGUCCAUGUGUUUAACACGUUGCAUUUCUUCAUCUACCCAGUGUCAGCAAAAGGACCUAGAGCUAUUGUGACUCAAACUGAAUUACAAAACCAGCCUUUCUUGAGUGUAAGAGAAAGUUGUUUUUUAAAAUAACUCAAGAUAUUUUAUACAAUAAAAUAUAGCUCCUUUUAAUUAAGAUGAAAAUUCUUGAAGAUUUUUACAAUUUGUUGGGUUGAUGUUUAUGUAGCUUUAAUAUAUAGCACUAGCUAUAGGAUUAUUAAGUAUCAGUGUUUUGUAGACUGUGAUUUUCAGAUAUCAAUAUUUUUAAUAGGACCUAAAAAUGUAUAGACUGUUUUCCUUUGUCUUCUACUAAUAGUUUAUUCUUUCCUACUUUUUUUCACUUCAAAGAUACAAAAAUAAAAUAGGUAUAUGCUUUCCCCACUGCUUCCCACCACAGUAUCAUCUUACACAAUCAUAGUAAACUACCAAAACCAAGACACUGGCACUGGGUUCAAUACUCAUAACUAAACCACAGACCUGUCAAAUUUCAUUAAGUUGGGGGAUGAGAUGGGGUGCUGUGGAUCAAACCCAGCUUCUUGUGUGUGCUAAACAUAUGUUAUACACUGAGCUAUACCUCCAACCCACAAGUUUAUACACAUUCACUCACUGGCUGUUUAGUGUACAGCUCUAUUAACUAUAACUUAUAGAUUCAUAGAAACUAUUGCUACCCUUUUGAAACACCCUUUCACCAGCCUUUAUUUUGACAACCAAUGAUCUGUUCUGCUUUUCUAAAGGUUUUUCAUUUUGAGAAUGUUAUAUACACAGAGCUAUACAGUAUAUAACUUUUUGAAGCUGGCUUUUCACUGAGCAUAAUGUUCUGAGAUUCCUCCAACUGCUGGCUGUAUCAGUAAUUCUCUUCCCACCACCUUACAAAUCUUCCAAAUUGUUAUUUUUUUAAAUAUAAGUGAAAAAACUUUCAUUCAUUUCAGAGAUAAUAAAUUUUUGGGGUAAAAGUUAAUAUGUGAUUGCCAGGUGUUGAAGUUUCAUGUGUAAAUGAAAAGAAAUAGACCUCUAAAUCUCCAGUGUUGCUGUGGCUUUUAUGAGACAACAACAUGAUGAAACAAUUGAUAGUUAGCAAGCUCAUACAUAGUAAUAUGGGGCCAGGGAUCAAUUAGUGCAUAUUUUCCUACAUUGUUGGUCUUUUAAGUUUUGUAAAAGCAAGUCAUGUAAAUGGCAAUGGUGAUGUCUUCAUCUAUGUUUUAAUUUGCAUUUUUUAUAGCUUUAGUUACUUUAAUAAUAGUGUAAAAAUUACAUGUUUUAUGGGAGUAAAACAAAGAAUGGAAUUGUUGAUACUGCUUUCAAGUGUGCUGUUUUUAACCAGCCUCCCAUGUACAUCAUUGAAAAAACAGAGAAUGUUAGUAGAUUGAUUGCUUCAUUGAUUGUGUUCAUUGCUAGGAACCCUGUAAGUUUUAUACUAAUCAAGAAGCUGUACCUAAGCAAUAAGAACUAAACCUGAGACAUUUUAGGCACGGUUUUAUCUAAUCACUUGUUAGGAGCUGGGCAAUUAGCUCAGUUGGGUUAAGCGCCUGCCUGGCAAGUGCAAGGUCAUGAGUUUGAUCCCUGGUACCAAAAAAAGGAAAGCAAAAACAAGACUUUGUCCACUUGUUACCACAUCUAAGGCCUCUGAUGAGUCAUUAAAGCAGUUUUGGAGACUGGAUUUAGAUUGCAGGUUAACAAAACAUGUCUGUUAAGAGAAAGGGGAACAUCAAUAUAAAACCUACUUAGAAAGUUCUCUAAGAAUAGUGUUUUACUGUGAGAAGUUAGUUGCUCUGCUAGCUUUUAGGCAUCUUUGGGGAAAAGCAUGAGUACUGGGAAAAUUGGAUUAAAGAAAUCUUUGCCUCUCAA